CAGGCCGCCGGCGGGAGGAGGGCCGCCUCCCGGGCGCCUGGGGCACACAACAUCUGCCGCCUCCUCACCCGCAGGGCCCACGGCUUUUAUGCCAGAGAUGCUGGUGUCACCCACAGAAAAAACCUGGGACUCCUCAGAAAGAUAAUAUGUCAGGAAAGUACUAAAUUCAAGAAUGUUUGGACAACUCAUUCUGCAUCUCCUAUUGCGUAUGAAAGAGGAAGAAUUUACUUAGACAAUUACCAGUGCUGUAUUAGCAGCAUUGCACAAGAGCCAAGAAUACUUUAUCAAAAGCCAAAGUGUUCUAAGUCAGAAAAAAUAGAAGAUGCUUUAUUGUUGGAAAGCCCACUGGGGGAAAUGCUACCAAGUCCAUCAGACUAUAAAUCUUCCCUGAUAGUCUUGACAGUGCAGAACUGGCUUCUACGUCUCUCUGCUGAUAGUGGAGAAGUACUGGAAAAAAUAUACCUUGCUGGUUCCUGUUGCAAAUUCAGGUAUCUGAGCUGGGAUACUCCUCAAGAGGUAAUGGUUGUAAAGUCAGCUCAGAAUAAGCUCCCUGCAGCAGCACGGCAGGCAGGUAUCCAACAGUCUGUUUUGUUCUAUCUUGCUGUAUUCCAAGUUUUGCCUCUUUCAUUCGUUGGAAUGCUAGAAGUAAACAAAAAGGUAUUUGGUAGUAGUGUGACAGAUGUUGCUGUUUCUAAUGGAAUCCUCAUUGUAAUGUAUAGCAUGGGUCUGGUCAGGCUCUAUAACUUUCAGGCCAUCUUGGAAAAGUUCAUGGAACAGCCAUUUCAUUUGGGACGUGAAUUCAACUGGAAUGGUCAAGUGGGAGUUGUAGGAAAGUAUCCAUUUGGUCUUCCAUGUAACAUUAAAAUAACAGAUACCCCACCUUUGCUAUUUGAAGCAUCUUCUCUGGAGAAUGCCUUUCAAAUUGGAGGUUACCCUUGGCAUUAUAUCAUCACACCUAACAAGAAAAAACAUAAAGGAGUCUUCCAUAUUUGUUCUCUGAAAGACAAUGCUUUGGCAAAAAAUGGCAUACAGGAUAUGAAAUGCUGUUCACUGGAACCUGACUGGAUAUAUUUCCAUCCAGAUAUGUCAGGUAGAAUAAUCCACGUGGGACCAAAUUUGAUAAAAGUCUUGAAGCUUAAGGAAGUUAAAAAUAAUACAGAUCAAAUGGAGAUUGCCGAAGAUUUUACUAUUGUGGCCAGCAGAGAAAACUGUGUGAGCAAUGCUGUUACUGUAACAGCUUCUGGUCGAGUGGUGAAAAAGCGUUUUAACUUGCUGGAUGAUGACCCAGAACAAGAGACAUUCAAAAUUGUGGACUAUGAAGAUGAAUUGGAUUUGUUAUCCGCUGUGGCCGUUACUGAAAUAGGAGCUGAUGGAAGAGCUCAUCUUGACUUUCAUUGUAAUGAACAUGGGAUGCUACUUAAGAGUAUUCCAUUACUGGAGUCCUGGGAUGUGACUUACAGUCAUGAAGUUUACUUUGACAAAGACCUUGUAUUACAUAUAGAACAGAAGCCUAACAGGAGGUUCAGUUGUUACGUUUACCAAAUGGUCUGUGAUACUGCAAAAGAUGAUGAAUGUUCAAGCCAUGAAAAAGCAGAA
Molecule: messenger RNA, 1596 nt
Organism: Cariama cristata (Red-legged seriema)
Lineage: Eukaryota; Metazoa; Chordata; Aves; Cariamiformes; Cariamidae
Gene: DCAF17
Product: DDB1 and CUL4 associated factor 17
Exons: 14
Biological process (GO): protein ubiquitination
Cellular component (GO): Cul4-RING E3 ubiquitin ligase complex
Source: RefSeq, a predicted model, not a curated record